Messenger RNA from Dendroctonus ponderosae (mountain pine beetle), 2237 nucleotides. RefSeq lists its product as uncharacterized. The record is from RefSeq and is a predicted model, not a curated record. Bases 54 to 2186 code for a protein of 710 amino acids. The transcript has 7 exons. Lineage: Eukaryota; Metazoa; Arthropoda; Insecta; Coleoptera; Curculionidae.
UGCCCGCUAAUGAGUGGAGGGCGACGCACGCCAAUGGCCCAUUAGCCGGCUAGAUGUUGGUGUGGUUGGUGCUGCUGCUAUUUACGGCGCUGUCCAGCUCUAGCAGGGCGUGGCACGGUUCCAGAACCAUCGCGAACUGCUCCACGCCCUUCAGCAGCGCUGUGGUGCAGCUGAUUGUGGACUAUGCGGCCUGGCGCAACAUCGCCACCCUGUAUAUCGUGGACGAGGCCAUCCGAUCAGACUGCAAUUUGAAGGCCCUGCGGCGCCAUCUAGACUGCUUCAACCGCAACGGGCUGCGCUUCGCUCUACUGCGCCGCUUUGACAGCCACGUCAAUCACCAAGUGAAGCGCGUCCUCAUUGUUUCGUUCAUCAGCCGCCAGAUGGACGCGGCCGACUACCCGAAACAGGUGGGUGGUUGGCGUUGCCACCACGCCCUGCAGCAACGCCCUCUGUUGCAGCUGAGCCGCUUCAACAACGACAUCUACUUCAAGUGGCUGCACAUCGGCCAUCUGGUGGACGCGCCUGGCAACGCCGAACUGCUCGCCCGCUUGAGCAACAGCGCCAUCACUCUGUCCCUGGACCUUGUGGUUGCCGUGGCAACCGCAAGUGGAGGGGAGAAGGUGGGCGGGUUAGGGGCGUGCGUUCGGCCGCAGGCCACGCCCCCCAUCCAUCCAGCCAAUCCGAUGCCGCCUAAAGCAUCCGGCGAAAACGUCAGCCUUCAAAGCCUCUCCUUCUGCAUGCUGCAGAUCUACAAGGUGCGCAAAACCUGCAACCAGUCGCUGGUAGUGCGCCCGUUGGGCCAAUGGACGUAUCAGGAGGGCGUGGCCAACCUGCGCAGCUACCAAUCAGUCGACACCAGGAUCGAUUUCCAAGGGACGGCGCUGAAUUUCGGCAGAAAACUGGCGGGCAAAGAGACGGCAACAGUGUCCGAAGAGGCGGCAGUUGAGGACGACAACGACACCGACCAUUUGGACAGCAUUGCCGAUUAUAUCUGCGCCUACCUGAACGCCUCGAAGGCGGUCAAAAGCUUCCCCACUCUGGGCCUGAAAGGGGAGACGGGCAACUGGAGCGGCCUUCUAGGGGCGGUCGUGUCCCAGGAGGUGGACAUCGGGCUGGACAGCGUGAUCAAAAGCCCCGAGCUCUACAGCGACAUGGUCUUCACGCAGGACAUCUUCAUAUCCGAGCGGCACGUCUAUGUCAAACCGGAGCAAUCGGACGGAGCGAGGGACAUUUUCCUGGCCACUUUCCAGCCCAACCUGCUGGCCAACGUGCUGGCCACUGGGCUGCUUUUGGCAGCCGCCAUGUUCGUCUACACGUCCCUCCGGGCCUCCCACUGCUCCCUGGGCGGCUUGAGUGACGCCCUGUUCUGGAGCCUGGGGAUCAUCAGCAUGCAGGGCACCCAAAUCCAGGCCAAAUCGGCUGCCGGCAACAUGAUCAUUGUCAUCUCGCUGGUUUUCGCCCUGGUGAUCUACAACGCCUACUCCGCCUUCAUAACCUCGAAACUCUCGGUCAAGCUGACGGAGAUUCGGACUAUCGCCGACCUGCUGGCCAGUGACUACGACAUCGGGUACGCAACCAACAGUCCAGACGAGGUUUUCCUGCGGGUAAGUCCACGGCGCGAGCCUUGCCAAGGUCAUCCACGGCGAAACCCCCAGUCGAUGAACGAGACGCAGCUGAACCAGAUCUACCUGCGCGGGUACCUGCGCAAGAACAUCAACAACAUCACCGAAGGUCUGCUGAAGGCCACGCAGGGCAACUAUGGUUUCUUCGCCAGCCGCCGGGUGGCGCGCAAGGCCUUCCUGAAGAUCAGCGGCUACAAGUGCAAGUUCGAGAUCAUGGAGAUUCAGACGCCCAAAACGAAGAACUACGUGGCCUUCCCGAUGUCGCCCACGUCGCCCUAUCGCAAGGCCAUCGAUCGCUGCCUGAUCAAGAUGAGGGAGAGCGGCGUGCACGACUACAUGAAGUCCUCCAUUGAGCCCCAGUUGCCCAAGUGCGAUCAGCAGUCGAGUUUCCAGAGCGCACGCCUCAAUGACAUUGUGACAGCGAUUGCGCUCUUCUACGUGGGCAUUGGGGCGGGGCUUCUGAUCCUCAUGGGCGAGUGCGUGUGCAAGAAAAGGAGGGAGAUAUGGCGUAGGCUGGGGCGUGGCCUGCAGGCCUGCCACCAGAACAUCGAGUUUGCGCACUGAUUGUCCUAACCUCACUCGUGUGUGGCCCUUGGGCCUAAUAGAUGUUAGAGC